This is a messenger RNA of Centruroides sculpturatus (bark scorpion), 421 nucleotides long. RefSeq names its product putative cytochrome P450 cyp-13B1. The transcript is spliced from 4 exons. Gene Ontology annotation, molecular function: oxidoreductase activity, acting on paired donors, with incorporation or reduction of molecular oxygen; monooxygenase activity; iron ion binding. The coding region runs from base 104 to 421 and encodes 105 amino acids. NCBI's taxonomy places the organism in Eukaryota, Metazoa, Arthropoda, Arachnida, Scorpiones, Buthidae. The record is from RefSeq and is a predicted model, not a curated record.
AUAUUCAUUAUUAUAUCUGUCAUUAUAUAGAUUCAUAUACGAGAAAUUUAGCAAAUUGAAGCUUUUAGUGUAGAUUAUCAAAUCAACAGUACACAGAAUUAAGAUGUAUCUAAGUACAGCGAUACUGUUUUCACUUUUCAUUUGUGUCACUUCAUUAUGGAUAAGAUGGAGAAAACGGAGAAUGACUUUAUUUCAACGUUACGGUAUACCAGGACCAAAACCGAAUUUCUUCGUCGGAAAUUUAAAUGAAUUUAACAAUGGAAGAGAGAAACGAAUUGAAGAAUGGUUGCAACAAUACGGAAAAAUAUUUGGCUUUUAUCUAGGUGCAAUUCCUUAUAUAGUAUGCGCUGACGUUGAGCUUUUAAAACUCAUCCAAAUAAAAGACAACCAGAAAUUUUACAAUAAAUAUGUACGUAUCUAA